Darwinula stevensoni is the source of this 532-nucleotide messenger RNA. Lineage: Eukaryota; Metazoa; Arthropoda; Ostracoda; Podocopida; Darwinulidae. The record is from the annotation of a GenBank genome assembly.
CUCCAUUUUUGUUUUGGUUCAGAGGUUGUAGGUCUUGUGGUGGAGAGGGUUGACGAGUGUCCGCUUUCCCUCAUGACGCCGACAUAAGAGCCUGUCUAAAUCUCCCUUGCAUGCAGAUAAACUCUACAAAACCAGCACCCUGGAUUUCGUGUAUGAAGACGGGGUGGGUGGGGCAGAAUGGAACAAUUUCGAUGAAGUUGGGCUUCAGCAGAUGAUUGAAUGGGAGGAGCCAGAUAAAGUAUCCUCUGGGCUUUAUGAUUCUGACCAUUUUGAAGAUGACUCCCUCUGCUCAUGGAACAGUGAGCAGGAGGUUGUAAUCACGAACAACUGGAGGGGAUGGAGGGGUCCACCAACCUCCACGCCAACCACUUCACAAGCAAGCACCUACAACCGCUCAACACAUAUCCUCUCCGUUCUGGUAAUAGCCGAUCGGUCCCAAUUGACAGCAUGGUCUUUGUUUCGUGGUUUCUUUGUGUCUCGUCCCAGCCGUACCGUCACCCAAGACAAAGGAGAUGGACAACCCAGCCAUGUA